GUGAAGAAUGGGAAAUAGUAUGUCUGGAAAACAACAAAAUCAAUGACUGCGAAAAAAAUACUUUUCUUAUUUGCUUUCAUGCGGAUUUCAACAAAAGAUGAAGAAAUGACUGGAUUGACGUCAGUACUGUUUAUGUACGAGACGGGUACACACGUAACUUCUUUGUAUUGACAUUCAACAGGGUAUGGAACUAUUGCUAUCAGAGUUGUAUUGAAGGAAGUAUAUAAAAGAUACAGGUGAGAGAGCUAAGUGAUUUAUAAUUUUACCAUGGAGAAUGAUAAACUUACCACGGAGAAACAUAACUUUACCAUGGAGAAUGAUAAAAUAACCAUGGAGAAAGAUAUACUUCAGACAGAGUUCAAAAAACUUACCAUUGAGAAAGAUAAACUUAACAUGGAAAAUAAUAAACUUAACAUGGAUGAAGAUAAACUUACAAUGAAAAAUGAUGGGAAUAGAGUUAUAGAUAAAGUGAAUGGAGCCUUGACUGGAAACUUGCAAAAGAAAGAAAAGGAAACCUCAGAUGACCCAUUUGAACAUGAGAUAAAGAAAGUUUUGAUGGCAGGAAAAAAUCUAAAGAAAGAACUAACAAUGAAAAAGCCAAUGGGGCUUUGACAAAAACAGUGAAAGCAAAACAUGUGAACAUGGGGGAUAAAACAUCAUCAGAUCAUGGUGAAAUGACAGCACAGAAACAAGCACCCUCUUAUAGUGAAGCAAAUUAUCUGAAAACUCUAGAGUGGAUGGAAGCAAGUUCAAAAGAAUCAUUUGAAAUCUACAGUCGAACAAAACGUAAGUUAUAUGAUUUACACAAUAAACCUCGGGCCAAGAAUUACAGUAAACACAAAGAAAUAGCUUAUGAUUUUUCAAAAAAGAAACCUGAUGUUUAUUUGUUGGAUACAUCAAAAUUCAGAAGUGAUGAUAUUGGAAGUAACACUGACAGUGGUGAAAAUUUAAGGUCUGAUUUGCAGACCAGUGAUCCAGAUGAUAAUGUCCCUCGGUUGACAUUGUUACAGCUGUCUAAAUCAGCUGAAACCGGAAAUGUAAAUGAAGCACACAAAGCUGGUUUUAGAAAUGAGAAACCGAUUCCAGACAAUGUUCCACCUCCCCCACCUCUGUUAAGUCUUGACAGAUCAUGCUCACUGCCACAGGCUCCAUUACCUCUUGAAAGAUCAUGUUCACUGCCACCAAGAUCCUUGACAACAAGUGAGUCGCAAUCAAUCCCUGUUCCACCGCCCCCACCAUCCAUUCAAUGGCGACCACCUAAUCAAAGAGGCAUUGUAACAAGGAGUCCGAUAGUCAGACCAAAAACAAAGCAGUCUGAUCUGACAGACGCUGAAGAACAAUCACCAGGACCAAGUAGUAAUCAAGAGAAUGAUGAUGAUAUUGAGCUAGAGGUAGCUCGAGAAGUGUUUAGAACAAUGAUAGGCAAUGUUCGGCCAUUUAUUCCGAUGGGUGAAAACGAGCCAAAUCCAGACAGAAUGCAGUUGGAGGAGCUUCAAACAGCUAUCAUGGAUUUAAGAUACCUUGAACAGGCCAUGUUUGAAGCAGACGAGUUCAUGGAUCUUGACUUUGAUGAAUUUGGUGGUUUUAAUUUUGAGCUUCCACACUUCAGUGAAAAGAGUGUUGAACCUUCUUUUGCAAGAGGCGAUGAAGUCAUUACUGAAUGUUUGAUAUGUUAUGAUGAAGUGAAGUUGCAUAAGCGACUUUGUUGUGAUUACCCAGCCUGCGAUAACUGUAUGGAGCAGUACAUAGAAACUAACGUUACACAAGGUGUCGUGAAAAUCCCCUGUCUUGGUCAUGAGAGCUGUAAUGCUUUUAUAUACAGAGAUGAAAUUCUCGGAAGACUUUCAGUUCCAAUGAAAGAUAAAUACUAUAAGUUUUUAGUCGACGCUAACAAAGAUCCGAAGGUCAAGACUUGCCCGAGGUGUAGCAAUAUAACUCAAAUAACAGACGAGCAAUCAGAAAAGAAAACAAAGUAUGGCCUGUUAAUCACAUGUUCAGAAUGCCAUUUUGAUUGGUGUUUUGAAUGUCAGGCACCAUGGCACAAUGGGAUCAAAUGUAAAGAGUUCAGGAAAGGGGACAAAUUGGUGAAGUCAUGGGCAAAAGAGAAGCACUAUGGCAACACAAAUGCACAGAAGUGUCCAAAGUGCAAAAUUUUUAUAGAACGCAAAGGGGGAUGUGAUCAUAUGGUAUGCCUGAAAUGUGACACAGGUUUCUGUUACAAGUGCGGAGGUCGGUACCUGGAUAUGAAAGUUUUUCGGGAACCAUCUCAGUCGUUACAGUCCACUGGGAUGUAAAUAUAAC
Ruditapes philippinarum (Manila clam) is the source of this 2301-nucleotide messenger RNA. Its product is annotated as E3 ubiquitin-protein ligase arih1-like. The transcript is spliced from 4 exons. Gene Ontology annotation, molecular function: ubiquitin protein ligase activity; zinc ion binding; ubiquitin conjugating enzyme binding. The record is from RefSeq and is a predicted model, not a curated record. Gene Ontology annotation, cellular component: ubiquitin ligase complex; cytoplasm. Gene Ontology annotation, biological process: positive regulation of proteasomal ubiquitin-dependent protein catabolic process; protein polyubiquitination; ubiquitin-dependent protein catabolic process. Lineage: Eukaryota; Metazoa; Mollusca; Bivalvia; Venerida; Veneridae. Bases 642 to 2294 code for a protein of 550 amino acids.